Messenger RNA from Annulohypoxylon truncatum, 3432 nucleotides. RefSeq lists its product as uncharacterized. The coding region runs from base 1 to 3432 and encodes 1143 amino acids. The transcript is spliced from 2 exons. Lineage: Eukaryota; Fungi; Ascomycota; Sordariomycetes; Xylariales; Hypoxylaceae. The record is from RefSeq and is a predicted model, not a curated record.
AUGUCGCAUGGAUGGCGGCCGAAGUAUCUUCGGCGACGGGUUGUUAUAGCCUUCAAUGUCUGUUUUUCGCUACUUAUUAUCACGCUUGAGGUGCUCGAUGGGAUCUCGAUUCGCAACCAAGGUUUCGUGUUCGUUGGAUCCAUAGCCCUCACUUUAAUUCUCGCAUUUUGGGCUAGGUUUGAAUAUCAGGCAUGUCGAUAUCUGCCUUGGAUGAUCCUUGCUCGCCAGCCGCAGAAGUCGGAAGCAGAUUUUGCUCGGCAUAACGAUGCCGCUCGAACAAUUGCUCUAGAUUACGCCGGGAUGUGGACGCCGAAUGCCAUGAUCACUGCUGCUAAGAAUAAACAUUUUUUGGUUCUGUCCGCCCUCACCGUAUCCAUGCUUCUAAGGGUCCAGAUAGUACUCUCUGCCUCGCUCUUCUAUACUCACUUGGUGAGCACUAAGCAGGACGUCGAGGUCCGCCUUCAAGAUCGCUUCUUAGACCGCGUUAAUAUCCCAUUUAAUCCCCUCGCAGAUCCCAGGCCGUUUCGUUUGGAAAGCGGAAAUUGGACUACACGGUUGGAUUACCCGCAGAGCCUCGUUCCGGAUGUGGCUCUCCAGCGCUUUGAAGAUAAGGCCAUGCAUGUGCUGGAAAAUAGCACAGCUUUAACGGUAACUGUCGAUGGACUUACUAUCUCAUCUUCCUGCAAGAAUCCUACAGUGUCAAUCAUACCUGCCAAGAACGGAAGAACAAACUUCACCAUAUCAUCUCAUCAUAGUAUCCCCUCCAGGAGCUUUCAGCUAGAAAACAUUUAUCCCGAGGGGUUGCUAAGGGGUCCUUAUUUAUUAUAUUACUGGGAAGACACCAGCUACGCGAAUGACUCAUCCGAGCCAUUCUACGUGGCUUUGGUUAUUGGUGGUAAAGUCGAUGAUGCCGGUAAGGCUAAUUUCCAGACGACGGCGUUGUCCUGCACCCUCGAUGUUUCGAUUUCUCCAUUUGAAGUGACGAUGGAAAACGCAAAACUAUCUGCGGUGCGACGUCCGGGAACUGAAUCCACCGUAUCAAUCCGUGGGGGGCUUCUCGACUACAUGUGGAGAAGCUAUGAUACCGCUCAAAUUUACGCCCCAGACCUGUGGAUUGGGAGUGGAAUCUGUGGCGGCCUUGUCGUGGGUGAUAUCAUGGAUUAUGAUGCUACUCCUUAUUUAGAGACUGAUCUCAUACCCUUCAAAGUCGGAGGUAGACUGUUGAAAGAUGGGCGCCUAAACGGAUCCGACUUCGCGAACCCGUCUACCCUCGAGGGAGCAAUGGCGUUAUAUCAUUCGGCCUACGGUUCAAAGGUAGCUCACUACGACUUCCGAAAACCAAUCAAUAGUUCCGCGAACGGCUUCGUUACUCGGGACCUUAGUCGCCUAGGCGUGCAACCUUAUAUAAGCCAAAUCAUGGUCGGUUUAUUUGGCUUAACGAUGGUUAUCACUCUCCCGUUACUGUGGGAAGUGUCUCCGAAGAAUGGAUUCGUUCCCUUCAAACCACGUACGCUCGCCGGAAUGGCGAUUUUGCUUUCUAGAUCCUAUGAGUUUCUCGAGGUAUUGAACGGCCGCGGACACCAAUCGGUCAAGAAGCUCUUAGAGCAUACUAAAGGGGCGUAUUACACAUCUCUCGUUCACCAUCCAUCGACGCCGCUUUAUCCUUCUUUUCAAUUGCAGAGGCUGAAAUCAGACGACGGCAGCCGCACAGAAGCACCCGCACAAGACGUUAAAACAAUUGAUUGGUAUCAGCCUUGGACUUUACGUCCGAUCUCCAGGGCGAUUAGCCUCCUUGCGAUGAUUGGCUUUUUAGCCACGUUGGUCGCCCUCCUGCAAAGUUCACUCCGCCACGGGGGAUUGGGAGAUGCUAUUGGUAGUAGUUCCUCUCAUUAUCUGUGGACAUCUCUUCCAUCUUUGCUCUUCGUUUGCCUCUCUACUUACUUUGGAAGCUGCGACUCUGAGUUGAGAUCUCUUGCUCCAUUUGCCCUUCUUUCGUCGAGCGCUGUCACUUAUAGCGAAGGUUUAACACUGUCCUUCGUGGAUCAGACCGCCGCGCGAACACUCUUGAUAUCCUUGAAAAAGCGCAAUCUAGUAGUUAUCUUUUCUACAUCUAUUGUACUUCUUUGCAGCCUGCUGCCAAUUUUCACGGCGAACCUAUUCACGGUCCAAAUGCGCAGCGUAAGCAAGCCUGUUACACUACAGCAAGUCGAAUGGCUUACACCCAAGGAAUUCGAGCUUGAGAUGAGCAAUAUCCCGGACCUGAUUCUAAACUUGAAUCUAUCCUACCCGUCAUGGACCUUUGAAGAUCUAGUUAUCCCACGGUAUCAGCUAGCGGAGCCGGUAUCACGAAAGUAUCUGCAGCCGAAUUCGACCGUCACUAGUCGGCUCCGAGCUGCCAGAGCAGUCCUAGACUGCAACCAUACGACGUCAAUCGACGACGUCACGAUAGAUAUCUGGGGGAAGAAGACCACCUACCAUCCAAGUGGGCUUAUAAUUUGCCCGAUAAGCGACACUGGCGGGCCUUUCGGUAUUGACGCACUGUCGUUGCCGUGGCUUUGCGAUAGGUCGACUGACAUGGAGGGGUGGCCAUCCUUUAUAUACGCAUGGGGCCAGUGUCAGGGAGAGGGCUGGGGAAAUGGUUCUCAUGCAACGGUAAUGGUAUGCAAUGAGACUUUCGAAGAGGUCGAAGUUCAGGUAACGUUAUCUGGCCCAAACCUGGAGAUACUAGAAAACUACCCACCAGUCCUGACGGGGUCGUCGGGCGAACGGAUUGCGAUCAACUUCCACGAGUCAAUUUCUCAGACGUCCAAUCCGACUUAUAAUAUAUCAGACCCGUACGCUAACCUUAUAGAUGACCAAGGCCUCGACCAUGGGCUCUUCAGCACCUUAACGAGUUCUCGUUAUGCCAUUCCAGGUGAAUGGCUAGGAGAUACCUCUAGGACGCAGGACGUUAUAGCUGCAAUCAAGAAGGUACAUGGUAUCGUUCGAGCGCAGAUGCUUCGCGACAGUACGGGAGCCUGGCUGUAUUUGAAUGAUACGUCCGCCAACACAUCCUUCGUCGCGCAAGAGAAGUUGCCCGUUCCGCCUGUCGACGGGGAGAUGUGGCAGAUUCUCGGUCGUGUCAUGCAGGAUCAGGUAGCAACGUGCGUCUUAAUAGGUCUCCUGGCGGUUAUCCUUCUCCUCGAUGUCAUACUUGUGUGGUUAUCCGAGGCGCACGGCUACCGGCGCGCUGUCCCUAAGUCGCCGGGGACUAUCGUUGCUGUAGCAAGCCUCUUCGCAAACUCGACAUUUUUUGGCCACUUGCCUUCAAAUGCGCAAUGGACUACGAAUGAGAAGCUGGAACAGCAAUUUGAAGGAAAGCGAUUUCGAAUGGGUUGGUACUCUGAUAACGAUAUGAAUGAGGCACAGGUAUACACGAUCGGUGUUAUUUGA